UCAAAAAAUUGACAUUUCAUUAAACACAAAAAAGAAAAACGUAAAAACACGCAACAUUUGGAAAAAAUCUUCAUGGCAAAUAUUGUUGCUCAAGUGGCAAAGAAAUACGGAGCUGUAAUAUUUUUUCCUACCUUUACUGCCGCCACUAUUUUUGCCGACUGGUCUAAUACACAGGCCUGGAAACGUAAACAAAAGGAACUAGCUCAGUCUAAAGAACAUUUGAAAAACUAA
Molecule: messenger RNA, 231 nt
Organism: Lucilia cuprina (Australian sheep blowfly)
Lineage: Eukaryota; Metazoa; Arthropoda; Insecta; Diptera; Calliphoridae
Exons: 2
Coding region: 73-231 (52 amino acids)
Source: RefSeq, a predicted model, not a curated record